AUGACUUACGGUGCCGAGACAUGGACGCUCACGCAGGAGGCUGUUUACUGGAUGAGAGUUGCACAGAGAGCCAUGAAGCGUGUCAUGCUCGGUUUAAAACCUAACUUGCAAGAGAAGCUGGAGGAGCCGAGAACUGGCCACUGGACCAUCAGAGUGAUUCGACCAGUUCUGGCGGAAUGGGCGGAUCGAUCCUGGGUAGGCAUCUCCUACCACCUUGCGCAGGUUCUGACGGGGCACGGUUGCUUCGGCAAAUACCUGUGCAUGGUGGGACGAGAACGGACGACCGUAUGCCAACAGUGUGGCUGCGCCGAAGACACGGCCCAGCACACACUGCUGGCGUUCGACGAGCACGACCUAUCCCUGCCGACAGUGGUGCGAGGCAUGGUCGGCAGCGAGAGGGCGUGGAGUGCGGUGGCCUCCUUCUGCACCGAUGUAUUGUCGCGGAAAGAGGCGGCGGAGCGAGAGGAAGACCCUUCCUCUUAUCCUAUGCGCCGCAAACGUUUAGGGCGCAGGCGGCUGGCCAACUGCCGCCCUGACAGUGAAGCCUGGGUGGCAAAACGGGGGCUUUGUCACUCUCUGGACAAGGGUUCACGGGUUGGUUGGCAUGCCAAGUAUUCCCGGCAUGCCACUAACGACGGUGUGGGGACGGUAAAGUCUCCCAGAGGUGGGUCCGCAGUCGCGAACACUCGCAGGCGGGGCCGUGGAUCGUAA
Hyposmocoma kahamanoa is the source of this 711-nucleotide messenger RNA. RefSeq lists its product as uncharacterized. The transcript has 2 exons. NCBI's taxonomy places the organism in Eukaryota, Metazoa, Arthropoda, Insecta, Lepidoptera, Cosmopterigidae. The record is from RefSeq and is a predicted model, not a curated record. The coding region runs from base 1 to 711 and encodes 236 amino acids.